Molecule: messenger RNA, 789 nt
Organism: Seminavis robusta
Lineage: Eukaryota; Bacillariophyta; Bacillariophyceae; Naviculales; Naviculaceae
Source: the annotation of a GenBank genome assembly
AUGCAUCCCUACCGGUACAUGGUUCAACUGCCGUCGAUCGAUUCCAUCAAUCCCAGCAAGACGGCAACAAUGACGGAUCAACUCUCUUCCGCCACCAAUGGAAGCGUCCUCCUCUCAUCAGGGCUCUCCUCUCACGUAAUGGCCAAGCAAGUGAUCGGCUUCUUGGAACUCAAAGACAUCCUCAACUGUCUGGCCGUGGAGGGCCUCAAGACUCAUUUUCAUUUGGAGAAGUACUACUGCGAGGAACACGGCAGCAAGCUGGAAUCCCAGGUAGAACGCCGUCAAGAACACAUCGAAGAACAAGACGUGGAAGACAAAGACAAUGACAAUCGCGGCGUCACCAAAAAUGAUGCCGACAAGGGCGCUGUAGAAUGCGAAGACUGUGUGGAGAGAGAGUUUGGUUACGACCGCUGCCCUGAGUGCAAUACCUUUGCCCAUGAAGAGGAAAUCGAUUGCUGCAACAGUUGUAAGGGAAAAUGCUGUCACUACUGCGAUAAGUUGGAAAUGGGCUUCUGUGAGGGAUGUAACUCGAAUUACUGCCGAGUGAAAUUUUGCCCCUUGGUGGAGUAUUGUGAUGGGUGUGACAGUUGUUGGAUGCCUACCGCUGCAAAACCUGUUCAGAAACGUUUUGUCGCCAAUGCAAGAAGUCGUUUUGGUGUGGUGCUUGCAAGGAACGCCACUGCUGGGAGCAUUAUGGGGAUCCUUAUCAAUGUGACGAGUGUGACAAGACUAUCUGCGCAAAAACGAAGCUGUUUCAAUGCGCUGAAUGUGAAACAGUCACCUGCGUAG